AUGGCUUGGAAAAAGUUUGUUUCCAUUUGCGAUAAACUAAUUCAGUUUGAAGUCGACGCCCACGUCACUUCACUGUCCGAGGUCAGCGUAUUUACGCUCCAAGUCCGUCGUGAUCGAGUUCAAGCGUUGUGGGAGAAGGUCGAGCAGGAAUAUGAGAAAUGCGAGGCACUCACAGAUGGUAAAGACGAUAACUCUGAAGAUUUAGCCAGGCAAGCUAAAUAUGACAAAUGCUAUCAAGUUUACGAGCGAUGCACGGCUCGAUUAAACGAGCUUAUCCAUGAAGGGUCUGCUCCUACUCCUCCGAACCGUCAUGCGCCUACCUCUGCACCAGCAGAACGAGGCUGUCGAUUGCCACCCAUUGACACAGAACCAUCAUCAAAAGCAUUACAGGAUCAUCAGAAUGCUCUGCAGGCAUCCAUUCGCGCUUUUGAGCACUGUGGCCUGCCAGUAACCACUUGGGGAAGCAUGUUCGUAUUUUUCUGUUCCAUCAAAUUGCCAAAGAAUACCCUUUCAUUAUGGGAACAAUCUCUGGGAGACAAGACUGCCAUUCCAGAGUGGCAAAUGAUGGACGAUUUCCUCACUGAGCGGUUCCGUACGCUCGAAGCAGUGGAAAAUACAACUGCACUGGCUAUUUCGGUUCCCACACCGAAACCUCCACGAAAUCCGCUUCCAUCCACGCGAAAGGCUAAUACAUUUGAAGCCAAGGUGACCACCAAACCAAAAUCCUGUGAUCUCUCUAUGAAGGAGAAUCAGGUGCGUCGAUGUCCCCGCUUCCUUCCGAUGACGGUGCCAGAGAGGGUGGCAUACAUAAAGAAAAAGUCCCUUUGUCUGAACUGUUUCGCAAGAGGACAUCAAGUAAAAGAUUGUCCGAGUCAGCACAAUUGCUUCACGUGUAAGGGGCGUCACAAUACGCUCUUGCACAAGGACGCCCGAACGGAGAAUAAUCCAACGCCGGUCCCAGCUCAGCCCAGUUCGCACAAUAUUGUCCGGACUUACUUUACCUCUGAGGCAAGGUCCUCACGAGAUAAGUUGCUAGGUACAGCCAUCGUGGACUUUUGGCACAAGGGCACUACUUAUGCUUCACGGGCGCUAUUAGACCCGGCAUCGGAAGCCAAUUUCCUAUCCGAAAGAAUGUUCCGACUCAUGAAGUUACCAUUCCAAACUGUCAGGGCCGAAGUGACAGGCAUUAACGGAAAGGUCAAUAGAACCUUGAAGGUCUGUCAUAUAAGCAUUCGGUCAUCGCAUGGACCUCCAGUCCAGAUAGAGAUAGAAGCUUUUGUCUUGUCCCAAGUUGCUGAUUAUUUGCCGUCAUGUACGAUGGCCCAAGCCACACGGGAAGGAAUGCCUAAUAUUCCUCUAGCCGACCCCUCCUUUAGUUUAAAGGCGAAGAUCGAUCUACUUCUUGGCAUUGAAGUCAUACCAGCGGUGACCGUUUCCGGCAUCCAGACCGAAGUCAUUUCAGGCCCGUUGCAAGGGGUCCCCGUUAGUUCGUGUGCCGCGUUCACCACGAGGGUCGCUGUUAGCUGA
Molecule: messenger RNA, 1527 nt
Organism: Drosophila willistoni
Lineage: Eukaryota; Metazoa; Arthropoda; Insecta; Diptera; Drosophilidae
Exons: 3
Coding region: 1-1527 (508 amino acids)
Molecular function (GO): zinc ion binding; nucleic acid binding
Source: RefSeq, a predicted model, not a curated record